Molecule: messenger RNA, 417 nt
Organism: Monoraphidium neglectum
Lineage: Eukaryota; Viridiplantae; Chlorophyta; Chlorophyceae; Sphaeropleales; Selenastraceae
Exons: 1
Coding region: 1-417 (138 amino acids)
Source: RefSeq, a predicted model, not a curated record
AUGACUCAGCGCGGCCAGGCGCAGCCCCCGGCGCGGCCGGCGCAGUCCCCCUUUGCGCAGCCCGCGCGCCACCUCGGCGCGGAGCCCGCCGACGCCGCCGCGCCGGCCGCGCCGGCAUGGCCGCAGACGCAGAUGGGCGCGCCGUCCUUUGGUGCACAGAUCGCGGCCGCGGCGUCGCCGCUGGCCGCGGCGGCGGCGGCGCAGCGGGGGCUGGCCGCCCUGCUGAGCGAUGCGGCCGUCGCGCCCCCCGCUGCUCCCGAUUCCGGCGACCUUCUGCCGUCUGGCUACGAGGACGGCGGCGCCUGGGCCCUGGCGGGCCUUUUGGAUGACCAGGCGCCGCAGGCGGCCGCGGGCCUGCAGCCCGUCACGUUCCCCCUCGGGUUCGGCUGGAACGGCAGCAUCUGGGGCCGCCCCUAG